AUGGUGAAGGACGCAGGAGUCCGAGUUACCUGUGCCGCCGAGCUCAAGAAGAUCGAGGAUGAUCUCGAAAGAAGAAUCCAAGGCUUGAUGAAAACCAAGGCCGAGAGUACCAACAACAUCAACGCUACACUCAAGAAGCCCGCGGUGCCCACAGCAGCCACUGCAGCUCUCGGUGGUCCAUCGCAGCUCAUUGCUCCGGGUGCUCUCAAGGUUCAACUGCCACACAAACAAAAUUAUGCGUUGACUGUUGCAACAAAGGCGACUGCGCAGCCGCCUGUGGUGGCAUUUUCUCUGGCAAGCUCCGCUCCUGCAAAAGCGCAGAAUACCAAAAUCGAAGUUCUGGCCGUUGACAAGAAGGCAAAGCCGCCCCAGAACGGUUGGGAAAACAGUGGGUUUGGGGCAGAGGGACCAGGAGGAUGGGGAUCUACAACGUCGGGGGAUGGAGCACGGGAUCCCGGACGAAGUCGAAACGGCUGGUGA
This is a messenger RNA of Neoarthrinium moseri, 480 nucleotides long. RefSeq lists its product as uncharacterized. NCBI's taxonomy places the organism in Eukaryota, Fungi, Ascomycota, Sordariomycetes, Amphisphaeriales, Apiosporaceae. The coding region runs from base 1 to 480 and encodes 159 amino acids. The record is from RefSeq and is a predicted model, not a curated record. The transcript has a single exon.